This is a messenger RNA of Gossypium raimondii (Peruvian cotton), 1152 nucleotides long. RefSeq lists its product as uncharacterized. The transcript is spliced from 2 exons. Lineage: Eukaryota; Viridiplantae; Streptophyta; Magnoliopsida; Malvales; Malvaceae. The coding region runs from base 1 to 1152 and encodes 383 amino acids. The record is from RefSeq and is a predicted model, not a curated record.
AUGAAGCAUAAUGUAGAUGGAGGUUUAAACAAGCUGAAAGCCAGGCUAGUUGUGAAGGGCUUUAGUCAGAGAUAUGGUCUGGACUACAUGGAAACAUUUGCUCCAAUGAGCGGACUCGAUACAAUCGAUUGUUUGGUUCUUUGUAGUCGCUCAGAACAGAUGGACAAUCCAUCAAAUGGAUGUCAAGUCUGCAUUCCUCAAUGGAUUCUUGGAAGAGGAGAUAUACAUCGAGCAACCUCUAGGAUUCAUAAUGCCUGGAGUGCUAGUGAGCCAACACUAUAUGUUAAAAGAAAUCGAGCUGAAACACAGCUCAUUGUCUCACUCUAUGUUGAUGAUCUUCUAGUGACUGGAGGAGACAAGUUCAUGUUAGCUGAUUUCAAAACAAAAAUGAAGGAAAUGUUUGAGAUGUCAGACCUGGGAUUGAUGACAUAUUUCCUAGGAAUGGAAGUAAAUCAAGCAGAAGGAGGAAUCUUCUUGAGACAAAAAUCAUUUGCCAUGAAAGUUCUAGCCAAAUUCUCAAUGGAGAAUUGUAAACCAACCAGCACACCUAUGGCUGUUGGCAUGAAGCUAUCGAGCCAAGAAGACCAUGAAUCUGUCUGUGAAACUGAUUACAGAAGCCUUGUUGGUUGUUUACUGUAUCUGACAGCAAUAAGACCUGAUAUUCUGUUUGCUAUGAGCAUGCUAUCAAGAUUCAUACAUUGCUGCAACCAGCAGCAUUACAAAGCUGGAAAACGGGUGCUGAGAUAUAUCAAAGGCACCUUGAGCCAUGGAAUACAUUUCAGUAGGGCUAAAGAAUUGAAACUGAUUGGCUACACUGACAGCGAUUGGGCUGGUUCAAAAGAUGACAUGAAGAGCACCUCUGGUUAUUCUUUUACACUUGGCUCAGCUAUGAUUUGUUGGAGUUCAAGAAAACAAACAAUGGUGGCUCAGUCGACAGCUGAAGCUGAGUAUGUAGCAGCUGCCAAUGCUCUUAAUCAAGCUAUGUGGCUGAGAAAAAUUUUGAGCAAUUUGAACCUACAGCAGAAUGAAGCAACUGUGAUACAUUAUGACAACAAGUCAGCAGUUGCUAUUGCUAAAAAUUCUGUCUUCCAUGGCAGGACAAAACAUUUCAACAUUAAACUGCAUGUGAUAAGAGAAAUGGAACAAGCUUGA